AUGAUCGCCGAUCGGGGAGAGAGGUGCGUGUGGUGCAUCAACACCGAGGGAGACGAGCUUAUCAAGACAAUCGGAGACGGUCACAUCCAAGACCCGUACGGCAUUGCGGUGGCAAAGGACGGGAAGAUUGUGGUGUCAGAAAGUGAAUCAGACUGUGUCUCAGUGUUUGGAGACGACGGAGAGCUCCUGCACUAUUUCGGAGGGACAGGGACAGAGGAGGGCCAGCUAUGUCGACCAAACCAUGUCUUUGUUGACUCCAACAUGAAGAUUUAUGUUGCCGACACACAGAACAAGCGUGUGCAGAUAUUUUCACUGCCAGAGGAGGGCCUUUAUCAGAACUAA
Messenger RNA from Geodia barretti, 342 nucleotides. NCBI's taxonomy places the organism in Eukaryota, Metazoa, Porifera, Demospongiae, Tetractinellida, Geodiidae. The record is from the annotation of a GenBank genome assembly.